This is a messenger RNA of Populus nigra (black poplar), 1242 nucleotides long. RefSeq lists its product as uncharacterized. The transcript is spliced from 6 exons. Lineage: Eukaryota; Viridiplantae; Streptophyta; Magnoliopsida; Malpighiales; Salicaceae. The coding region runs from base 98 to 1036 and encodes 312 amino acids. The record is from RefSeq and is a predicted model, not a curated record.
GUUGAUCACUUCGAUGUUAGAUUAGAACACGCAAACAAAUAUUCUCUUUACACUCUUCUCUGUUGUGCGUGAAACCCAGUCUUAGAUAGGUAGAGCAAUGGCAGACAAGGCAAGCAGAGGCUUAGUGAUAUACGGAGAUGGACUGGCUUCUUUCAUCAAUCCUUCCCAUGCUCAUCUCCAUUCUCUCGCUUCCAAAGCUUUCUGCGGUUUCUUAACCCUCCCCAAUGCUCCUCCCUCAGAAAGUGAGGGUGAGAGGAUAGUUAGAGAGUUUGCGUCUCUGUUAGAUGCAUGUGAAGCUUAUCAGAAUGUGAGUUCUCAGAGUACCUCAAUUCCAACCAUAUCAGAGAGGUUCAUGGGAAUGAAGGCUGCUAUAAUAACUAACAAUCCUGGCUUGAAAUCUUUUGGUGGCAAACUCGGUUUGACUGUGUUUCCAUUCAAUGAUUUAAAGGGGAAUGAAUUUUCCCUUUCUGGAUCAUCUACUGAUUUUGUGACAUUUGAGUUGCUCAAGUUGCUUGGAUUUCAAGAGGGGAAGACACUAGAGACAAGUCAAUUUGAUUUAGUAUUUGUGCAUGUUGGAGCUGGUGAAAGAGUGAAUGCUGAGGGACACAAGACUAUUGCCAAUGAUGUGGAAUAUAUUGAUGCUUUAGUUGAUGGCAUCAUGCGCAUAGCACAGCCUGGCUCUGAAAUUGGUUCUCGUCUGCACUUGUCCCUUGUAAUGAGCUAUGGUUAUGUUACAGAAGGUGAUGGUAGAGAUUUAUCAAUUUUGACUUCUAAAGAUGAGAUGGAUCCUGCCCUUUCAAAGCUGUUCCCGCUUCAAAGUUACACUAUGAAAGGAGAAAAACCACGAAAUGAUGUCAGGUACCAUUGCCCAAUGUUAAUUGCUCAAUGGCAGUAUGCUGUAACCCGUGUGGAUAUGGCAGAAACAUUUUCUUUUAAAGAUUUUAAAGAGCAUGGUGGAAAUCUUGUAAUUCCAGCUGAUAGAUUCCUGCAUGAGGUAGCAUUUAAGCUUUGGAAGGCCCCCAAGUAUGGAGCAUGAAAUAAGUUUUCUUGAAGUUGGGCUAUACGAGACAAUACUCGACCAGUAACUCUUUGACAUAAGCAGGAAAGUUAACCCGAUUCUUGAAUGAAUUUUAUUCCCCUUAUCAAGCCGCAAACCAAUGCCAGUGACCUUGUUGGAGUUCUUAUCUCGAUUUUGUAAUGUGAUGCUCAUCUUUAUAAAUAAAAGGGUUUUCUUUGUUUGAA